This is a messenger RNA of Thamnophis elegans (Western terrestrial garter snake), 696 nucleotides long. RefSeq names its product glutaredoxin (gene GLRX). The transcript has 3 exons. Lineage: Eukaryota; Metazoa; Chordata; Lepidosauria; Squamata; Natricidae. The record is from RefSeq and is a predicted model, not a curated record. The coding region runs from base 142 to 459 and encodes 105 amino acids.
GUGUUGGCUCUCAAAAUAAGGAGGAGGCUUGGAACUCAUAUAACCUGACUUUUGUAGAGCAACUGAGUUUUUGCUUUCUGUUUUUACUUCUCUCAACCUCAGAACUUGCUCUUGUUGCUGGGAGCUACUGAGAAUUUUAGGAUGGCCGAGCAAUUUGUAGCUAGUCAUAUUGCAUCUGAUACAGUGGUUGUGUUUGGAAAGAAGAGCUGCCCUUUCUGUCAAAGGGCACUAGAUCUUCUGAAACAAAUUAAUAUCAAGUCUGGGCAUUUCAAAUACAUUGAUCUCACAAGCCAAAAGAAUAUGGAUGACAUUCAAGACUACCUUAUGCAGUUAACGGGUGCCCGAACGGUUCCUCGAAUUUUUAUUGGGGAAACGUGUAUUGGUGGUUUUACAGAUCUAGAUGCUCUAAACAAUAGUGGAGAACUUUCUGUCAUGCUACAGAAGAUUGGGGCUCUGUGAAGAGCAACAAUAACUACAGGAUGAAAUCACCUUGAAGCAGCACUUACAGGAUUUGGGAAUUAGAUUAAUUGGCUGUCCCGUCAUGUCUUCACACAUUGUAUAUUUCUGAAGGAAGGCAAUACAAAAAAAAAAGUUUUGCUUACUCUCUGGCUUCUAAGGCACAACUUUACCCUCUUUUGAGAUCCUGUUUGUAUGAACUGUUUCUCUGCUAAUAAAGUACACAUGACCCCAAAAGAA